Apis florea (little honeybee) is the source of this 1955-nucleotide messenger RNA. Its product is annotated as protein ST7 homolog. Lineage: Eukaryota; Metazoa; Arthropoda; Insecta; Hymenoptera; Apidae. The record is from RefSeq and is a predicted model, not a curated record. Gene Ontology annotation, molecular function: protein binding.
AUAUAAUAAGCGCUAGAAAUCUCGAAGAAUCUCGUUGCAAUAUAGGAUUCUGUUUUCAGCAACUUCAGGCAAAAUAAAUGCUAACUACAUUUAACGUUACGAUGAAAACGCUUUUAAAUUUAAAAAAAACAUGUGUAAACGUUAAAAUUAUUUUCUUUUAAUCUUAUUAUAUAAUUAAAAUAAAAUAAAGGAAGUAAUAUUUUCUGGGUAAUAUAUGAAUAUAGUAAAAAAAAUGUAGUAAAAAAGUUAACGGUGAUGCAAUGUUUAUUAAUUAAAAUUGUUCAUACAGCAGUAUUAUAAUAGUGCAAUAGGAACAAUCCAAAAAUAAUACAUUUGGUGUUAUAUUAUAAAUGGCCCUAUUAUUUACAAGCAUGUGGGAUUCAACAAUGUUUUUGAGCACCUUAACCCCAAAAUUUUAUGUUGCACUCACUGGAACGUCAUCCUUAAUUUCUGGAUUGAUUCUGAUUUUUGAAUGGUGGUAUUUUAGAAAAUAUGGUACAUCUUUUAUUGAACAAGUGUCUUUAAAUCAUAUUUCACCAUGGAUUGGUGGAGGUGACAGUGGAUCAGAUGGAAAUAAUUCAAGUUUAAAUGGUUCAAAUUCAAAUCAACAAAAUGUUCCAGAAUGUAAAGUUUGGCGGAAUCCAAUAAAUUUAUUUAGAGGGGCAGAAUAUCAAAGAUUUUAUUGGGCUACAAAUAAAGAACCAUUAACAUAUUAUGAUAUGAACUUAUCUGCUCAAGAUCACCAAACAUUUUUUACCUGUGAAGGUGACACAGGUAAAGCUGAAUAUGAAAUUAUGCAAACUGCAUGGAGAGAACGUAAUCCAGUAGUUCGAAUAAAAGCUGCACACAGUGCUCUUGAACGUAAUCCUGAUUGUGCACCUGCAUAUAUUUUACUUGCUGAAGAAGAAGCUACCACUAUUGUAGAAGCAGAAAAAAUUUUAAAACAAGCCUUAAAAGUAGCAGAAAAUAAUUAUAGAAAAUCUCAAAGUACUCAACAUCAAGGAGCCAUUGCAGAAGCAAUACACAGAAGAGAUACAAAUGUAUUAAUAUAUGUUAAACGAAGAUUAGCUAUGUGUGCAAGAAAAUUGGGGAAAUUAAAAGAAGCAGUAAAAAUGUUUAGAGAUUUGACAAAGGAAGUUCCACCAAUUAUGAAUGUGCUAAACAUUCAUGAAAAUUUAAUUGAAGCUUUAUUAGAAAUGCAAGCAUAUGCAGAUGUUCAAGCAGUAUUAGCAAAAUAUGAUGAUAUUAGUUUACCAAAAUCUGCAACUAUUUGUUAUACAGCUGCAUUAUUGAAAGCGCGAGUAGUUGCAGAUAAAUUUUCAACAGAUAUUGCUAGCAAAAGAGGUUUAACUACUCCAGAAAUGAUUGCAGUUGAAGCUAUUCAUAGGGCAGUUGAAUUUAAUCCUCAUGUACCUAAAUAUUUAUUAGAAAUGAAACCAUUAAUUUUACCUCCAGAACAUGUAUUAAAAAGAGGAGAUUCAGAAGCAAUUGCAUAUGCAUUUUUUCAUCUUGCUCAUUGGAAGCAAAUGGAGGGUGCUCUUAAUUUAUUACAUUGUACAUGGGAAGGUACUUUUAGAAUGUUGCCUUAUCCUUUAGAACGAGGACAUUUGUUUUAUCCAUAUCCAACUUGCACAGAAUGUGCAGAUCGUGAAUUGCUACCAUCAUUUCACGAUGUUAGCGUUUACCCUAAAAAGGAGUUACCGUUUUUUAUUUUGUUUACAGCGGGUUUAUGCUCCUUUACAGCACUCUUAGCUCUCUUAACGCAUCAAUAUCCUGAUACUAUGGGUGUAGUCGCACGAUCGAUGCUUGCCUGGUUUUCUCAUCCAUUUUAUUACAUUUUAGACAAAUUAGAAGCAAUUUUACCUUCUAAUUUAUUACAACAGCUUUCUAGAAUAUAAAACAGUCUAAGAUCUCUGAUCAUUAGACUGCGAAUGUUUAUAUAAACGUAUAUCUUU